This is a messenger RNA of Gracilinanus agilis (Agile Gracile Mouse Opossum), 545 nucleotides long. RefSeq names its product thioredoxin-like. Lineage: Eukaryota; Metazoa; Chordata; Mammalia; Didelphimorphia; Didelphidae. Bases 70 to 387 code for a protein of 105 amino acids. The record is from RefSeq and is a predicted model, not a curated record. The transcript has 5 exons. Gene Ontology annotation, molecular function: protein-disulfide reductase activity.
GAGCUUCUCAGGCAACUUGAGCUUCCCGAGCUUUCCGCGCAGUCCGAAACUGCAGUGCCGCUGGAAACGAUGGUGAAAACAAUCGAGAACAUGGAAAACUUUUACUCUGAAUUGAAAGAGGCUGGAGAAAAAUUAGUAGUAGUUGACUUCUCAGCCACAUGGUGUGGUCCAUGCAAAAUGAUCAAGCCUUUCUUUCAUUCACUUUAUGAAAAGUACCCAGAGGUAGUCUUCAUAGAAGUGGAUGUUGAUGACUGUCAGGAUGUUGCUGCAGAGUGCGAAGUGAAAUGCAUGCCAACAUUUCAGUUCUAUAAAAAUGGUGUAAAGGUGGGUGAAUUUUCUGGAGCCAACAAGGAAAAGCUCGAAUCAACCAUUAAUGAAUUGAAGUAAUUGUGGAUCCUGUGAACAGUGUGAACAACUGUCAGCUGUCUAAAUUAUAUAGCUUAUAAUUUUUUUUCUAUUUCCCAAAAAAAGAUCAAGUGUAACAAGAGUAUGUAUCCGAAUAACAUUUGAUUGUAAAUGACAAUAAAAUGUAAAUCCUAACCUUU